AUGUCUUCUGUUGCUUCAUCAAAAGAAGAUACAAUGUCGUCUGAAAAAGUAGAUGAGAAACAACCUGAACCUGAAAGCAAAGCUGAGGAAAGUGAUGAAGAAGAGGAGGAAGAAGAGGAGGAGGAAGAGGAGGAGGAAAAGGAAAAGAGUCUAAUUGUUGAAGGGAAAAGGGAGAAAAAGAAGGUUGACCGACUGACCAUGCAAGUGUCCUCAUUGCAGAAGGAACCUUUUACAGUUACACCAGGAAAAGGACAAAAACUCUGUGAAAUUGAAAGGAUACAAUACUUUCUGAGUAAAAAGAAGACAGACGAACUUAGGAACCUACACAAACUCCUCUACAACAGGCCAGGCACUGUUGCGUCCCUAAAGAAGAAUGUGGGUCAGUUCAGUGGGUUCCCAUUCGAAAAAGGAAGUGACCAAUACAAAAAGAAGGAAGAAAUGUUAAAAAAAUUUAGGAAUGCAAUGUUGAAAAGUAUCUGUGAAGUUCUUGACUUGGAAAGAUCAGGUGUUAAUAGCGAGCUCGUAACCAGAAUCUUAAACUUCUUAAUGCACCCAAAAUCUUCAGGCAAGCCAUUGCCAAAGUCCAAAAAAACACCAAGCAAAGGUGGCAAAAAAGAACGCAGUAGCACUGGAACAACAAGAAAAGCGAAACGCACCAAGUGUCCAGAGAUCUUGUCAGAUGAAUCCAGUAGUGAAGAAGAUGAAAAGAAAGGAAAGGAUGACUCUUCAGAAGACAAAGAAAGUGAAGAUGAGCCUCCUAGAAAAGCAUCUAGAAGAGAAAGAUCUAAAAAGAAUAGUUCCAAAACCAAGAAAGCUGUGAAGAGUGCGAAUGUCAAGAAGGCAGAUAGUAGCACUACUAAAAAGAGUCAGAACAGCUCUAGAAAAGAAAGCGAGUCUGACGAUAGUUCAGAUGAUGAACCUUUAAUUAAAAAGCUGAAGAAGCCACCCACAGAUGAAGAAAUUAAAGAAACUGUCAAGAACUUAUUGGCCAGUGCGAACUUGGAGGAGGUUACAAUGAAACAAAUUUGCAAGGAGGUGUAUGAAAACUAUCCUAGUUAUGAUUUGUCUGACAGGAAAGACUUCAUUAAAAAAACAGUCAAAGAGUUGAUUUCAUGAUCUGAUUUGACUGUGGGGAAUGAAGAUUCCUGGUUUUAUGUUCCCAUGGAUUUGAAGAUCUGAUAGGCACCAGCAAAAGGAAUGUGUGUUACCCUUGGUGGUAUUUAGUCAGAGCCGAUUCUGCUGAUCUAAUGUUAAGAGUGUUGAUGUAAAUUGCUUUGUGUGUCUUCCUUCUUUUUUU
Molecule: messenger RNA, 1297 nt
Organism: Nestor notabilis (Kea)
Lineage: Eukaryota; Metazoa; Chordata; Aves; Psittaciformes; Psittacidae
Gene: DEK
Product: DEK proto-oncogene
Exons: 10
Coding region: 1-1116 (371 amino acids)
Biological process (GO): regulation of double-strand break repair; chromatin organization
Cellular component (GO): nucleus
Molecular function (GO): histone binding; DNA binding
Source: RefSeq, a predicted model, not a curated record